This is a messenger RNA of Haliotis rufescens (red abalone), 1386 nucleotides long. RefSeq lists its product as uncharacterized. Bases 219 to 926 code for a protein of 235 amino acids. The record is from RefSeq and is a predicted model, not a curated record. The transcript is spliced from 5 exons. NCBI's taxonomy places the organism in Eukaryota, Metazoa, Mollusca, Gastropoda, Lepetellida, Haliotidae.
CGUGGAAGCCUCGGUGGCUGAGUGGGUUAGAUCGCUGACUUUGUGUACUGGCGAUUAGCUGCCUCACUCUAGCAGUGUGGGUUCCAAUCCCGGAUGGGACUCAACCCCCAAAGUACUAGUUAUAGUUCAGUUGAAAAUCAUUUGAACUUUUUGUCGCAUAUUUCACGGGGAACUAUUACCCGAGACACCGCCUCAGUUACACGAUAAUCAACAAGCGGAUGUGUAUGGACUAUCUACGCAGUCCAUCGACUGUCCCUGUUGUAUCCCUGCUGCUUGUACACUAUGUAGCAGAGAGCCAUGGUGGCGCCGCGUGUGACAGCCCCUAUAUAAACAACGGGAGGCCAGUUGAUAUACCAGAAGAGACGUAUGCCAAGUACUGCUGCAAGGCGGAAAAAUACAGCUCAGGCUGGACCUCAACCUCCCGGUUCGACUGUGCCGCGGAAGGAGGAUGCUGCGGGGACGCCGAUAAGCAGUACUGCUGUGGUCUUGACAAAUUUGCUCUUCAGCUCGGACUAGGCUUGACAGCGGGUGCCUUGGUGUUACUGGCUAUUAUCGCUGUCAUCUUGUACUGCUGUGUGAAGUGUGUCCUCAGUAUCAAUGGACAGGAGAUCUACUGCUACAAGUGUUGCAGAUGCAAAGUUAGAGACAAGGGUUUCAACGAAUAUUGGAUCAAUCUCAACAGAAGCAGGGCCUUGGCAGGAGCCACUUCACAAGAUGCGUACAUGGUCCCGCCACGAUCCAGUAUACCCUCCAUCCAUGAACUGGACACCGAGCCAGGGCUUAUCACACCAAUGGCCCCAACAGCGCCCCCUACAUAUGUUCCAGAUGUUGCCCUAGAUGCCCCACCGCCGGCCUACUCGGACGUUAUAAGAAAUCCGCACAUAUUCCCGCGGACCGAUGCUGUCGACGCCACGACGUCUGUAUGAAUGGUCAGAUAUUCUUUCACAGACAAACACGACGUAAUUGCGGUCAAGUGCCUCCCGAACAUUGCUUCCGCUUGUCAUGCCGAAGACCCAGGUUCGAUUCCCCACAUGGGUACUAUGUGUGAAGCCCAUUUCUGGUGUCCCCCGCCGUGAUAUUCCCGGAAUGAUGCUACAAGCGGCGUUAAAACCAUACUCACUGACUCACAUAUAUCCCACAUGGUGUGUUUCCUCCGAAACUGAGAUGCAGGAAUCUUGUUAAUGAUACUAAAUGUGACACCAAGAUCAUUUAUGGCUCACAAAUGUAUUCAAUAACACAAGCAUGUCCCGUUAUAAAAGAAUUCAUACGAAAUGAAAUUAACGUAUCGUGUGGUUUGGAAGUACGCUUUCCUGUAUCCGGAGUAUCGACCUGAUUUCAACUCUGUGUGAAAGUCAUCACGCAAUAAACAUCCUAAGUUCGAAUAGA